CAGGUACCUACCCCACACCUGCACUCCGUUAAGGCCUGGGAUGCGCUUACCUCUUACUGAAGAAGUAUAGGCAGUACGUACCUAGUACAUGGUAGCGCAUGUCUGUCAGUAGGUAGCGGAGGUACCUUCUCUCCAGGCACCUGUGACGACAGUUACCUGUCUCAAGGCAGUUCUCACAGGGCGGGGCUUAGGUCGCUGCCUGUCGCGUCGACUUCGCAUUGCGCAUUCCGCAUUCGCAACGAUCAGCAUAUUCCAUUUAACCAAGUCAUUGUCAUCGCUUCUGUCUCGUUCCUGAUAUACUCAACUGCCAGUAUUGUAUUCACAAUGCCGCCGCCCUCUGUAACGUUAGUCGCGAAGCUUAAAGUUCAACUCAAGCUAUCCAUUGCCCGGCUUCGUAUGGUCCAACAGCGUGAUGAGGCUAUGGGAAAAACACAAAGGAGGGCUAUGGCCCAGCUCUUGGAAGUUGGCAAGAUCGAAUCCGCAAGAAUAAGAACAGAAAACAUUAUCCGAUCUGAUAUCAACACCGAACUCCACGAGAUCCUUGAGCUGUACUGCGAACUUCUUCUCGCCCGCGCUGCCCUGCUGGAAAGCCCAACAUGUGAUCCAGGUCUCGAAGAAGCCGUGAAGAGCAUAAUCUACGCUGCACCCCGAACGGAAAUCAAGGAGCUGCAACAGGUUCGCGCUCUCCUCGGGGAGAGAUUUGGUAAAGAGUUCGUCUUGGCUGCCAUGGAAAACUCGGAUGGCGCUGUCUCUGAGAAGGUGGUGAAGAAGCUGAGCGUAACUCCUCCAAAGCCAGAGCUAGUGCAGGGAUAUCUUGAAGAAAUUGCAAAGGCCUAUGGAGUUGAUUGGCCCAGGGGAUCGAAAGAGCUGGGACAACCACCCGAACUUAUAGAUGAAGAAGUUAACAGCGAUGUUUCUGGCGGUGCUGAGCAGACGCGGCCCGAUGCCGACGCAGGCAUAUCUGCCGACAGUAAAGCAGCACAAGAAAGGGAAGAUCUAAGCCGAGCUACACCGCCACGCACAUUCGGAUCGAGCAAUCCGUUGCAUGUAAACCCCUCAAGCCCCUCGACGGAAAAUCCUCGGCCCAAAGUGACAUUGAACUCAAUGGAGCUUAAGGUGAACAAGAAGCCAGUUACAACGACCCCCACAAAGCCGCGCGAAGAGGGAAAGGGCACCGGUAUACCUGACGUCAACGAAUUGGCGGCACGGUUUGCUGCCUUGAAGCGAUAAAUUGAUCAAGUAUGGUUUGGUUUCGAUAUAUAACAAACCUCCCUGUAUAAAACCCGUGGUUAACAAACGUUUGCAAUCCGACCCUGUUAUUCCAAGCCACUGACUAAUAUUCCCUUUUGGAGAUACCAAUUUGAUUAAUAGUAUACCAUCUACAGUGAGCUUUUGGGCAUAAUGUUGAGCCUGAGAGCCUCCUUAAUAUCAUCGGCUACUAGUCCCUCGUUGAUAAGUAUACACCUAUGUACCUGAGGCUUUCAAUCAUCUGGCUCUCCAUUUCUACAUGAAAUGCAGAAAGAGUUUUCUGAAGCACCUAGCCUGGUUAUGAGGCUGCUAUCUUUUCGAUGAUUCAACAGACGGAGCCUUGGAAGUCCAACUUGCAUUUAGCAUGUACAAUCACAGGGGGUGAAGGGUUAGAAAGGAACAGACCCCAUUAGCGAUAUUUUAAAUAAAGGAUAGUUAUAUGAAAGGUCCUAAGCAAACCUGAAGACAGGCGCAUUUCAACAACGUCCACUAUGAAAGGUGGGAAGCAGGUCGGUGCUAGGAUAAUUUGAGAUCAAAGAUACCUACAAGGAAACGAAUGGGUGCACAGUGAUGAUCUGUAUCUUUCCUAGAAGUUUACUUGUGUGCAAGAUAAUGAGCACCCCUCCUUCCCUUCAUGUCCUUUUCCGCUUUAACGGCUACAACGCUUCAACAGUAGAUAACCUGAAACAAAAAAGAGAGCUCUUGCCUAAAUAGGUGGGGGUACACAA
Xylaria bambusicola is the source of this 1976-nucleotide messenger RNA. Its product is annotated as regulator of Vps4 activity in the MVB pathway-domain-containing protein. The transcript is spliced from 3 exons. The record is from RefSeq and is a predicted model, not a curated record. The coding region runs from base 325 to 1230 and encodes 301 amino acids. Gene Ontology annotation, biological process: protein transport. Lineage: Eukaryota; Fungi; Ascomycota; Sordariomycetes; Xylariales; Xylariaceae.